UCGUAUCGGUACCCUGAUCGUCAUGGGGACGGAGAUGAGAACAGGGAGGAAACUGUUGCUUCUCUUCACAUCGGUCAUCCUGUGCUCCCUGGCGUGGGGCAAGGGUUCAGUAUACACUUCGGAACCUGAAGUCCGAGUUGCUGAGAACAAACCUGCCAAGUUGUCCUGCUCCUACUCCAGCUUCUCGUCUCCCCGUGUGGAGUGGAAGUUUGCCCAAGGUGACAUCACCAGCCUUGUUUGCUAUAACAACAAGAUCACGGCUUCCUAUGAGGACCGAGUUACCUUCUCACAUAGUGGCAUCACUUUCCACUCUGUGACCCGGAAAGACACGGGGAUGUAUACGUGUAUGGUCUCUGAGGAAGGCGGCAACACCUAUGGGGAGGUCACCGUCAAGCUCAUUGUGCUUGUGCCUCCAUCCAAGCCUACGGUCAACAUCCCCUCCUCUGCCACCAUUGGGAGUCGGGCAGUGCUGACCUGCUCUGAGAAAGACGGCUCUCCCCCUUCUGAAUUCUACUGGUUCAAGGACGGGGUCCUGAUGCCUACAGAACCCAAGAGCAACCGUGCCUUCAGCAACUCUUCCUAUAGCCUGAAUCACAAGACAGGGGAGCUGGUCUUCGAUCCCGUGUCAGCCUCGGAUACUGGAGAAUACACUUGUCAGGCACAGAAUGGGUAUGGGGCCCCCAUGAAGUCAGAUGCUGUGCACAUGGAAGCUGCGGAGUUGAAUGUGGGGGGCAUCGUGGCAGCUGUGCUCGUCACACUCAUUCUCCUUGGAUUCUUGAUUUUGGGCAUCUGGUUCGCCCAUAGACGAGGCUACUUUGACAGAACAAAGAAAGGGACCUCGAGCAAGAAGGUGAUUUACAGCCAGCCCACUGCUCGCAGUGAAGGGGAUUUCAGGCAGACCUCGUCAUUCCUGGUGUGACCCAGGUCCGGCUCAUACCCUGUCCUCUGUGCUUGCCUUACGCCGGCGCUGCCAGACUCUGGCCCGUGAUGUCUGUACUCCCACAGGAUGCCUUAUGUGUCUUCUAGCCCCCACAGGGGUCCCCACUUUGAUUUUAGUUAGGAUGUGUUUUUUUUUUUUGUUUUGUUUUUUACAACAUCGGCUGUGUACCCCUUCAUCCUGCAUCCCUCCCCUCCUUUCCCCCCACUGCUGAGUGGCCGGGGACUUGUUUAAAGCUUUCCUUCCCCACCCCUAUGAGGGAUCAGGCGGGAGUCCUGAUUGACGCCCGUUGACUUCCUUCCAAGUAGGCGACAACAGUGGUGGGCAUCAUGCCCCCUGUGUGUCGUGGCCCGCUAGUAGCGAUCUUGAGCUUAUCCCUCGGCCCUUUCCUCCCAGGCUAAGGAGGUAUUGGCUGUUUCAGAGUGGGGACUGGACACCAAGCAGCUGAAAAGGUUGUUUGGUGACAACACCGAGUCUCUCCUGCCUCUGCAGCCCACUUAGUUCUGUCUUCCCAUGGGAAGUGCCACUGGGAUCCUCUUACACCGUCCUAAACACAAGAAGACCGACACCAGCUGUGUCUAGGAAAACCCAGGAGCUUUGGUUAUGGAGAGCAUAGUGAGCUUUCAUGGGACAUGGAGCAGAAGAGUUUUUAAAACCACUGAUCUAAAGAAAAGGAAGCUGGAGCUGGUAGCCAUCACCCUUGGCUGGAGCAACUGGAUGGACGCUGUUGAGACGUCUGCAGGGCUGUGGGAAUGUGUGUAGUAGUCUUAGCUCUUUGCCGAGCGUGUGUGUGUGUGUGUGUGUGUGUGUGUGUGUGUGUGUGUGUGUGUGUGUGAGCUCCACUGAAACCGGUGUGUGUUGGAGGGCUUCUUAGCUCUUCAGUGAGAUUUUGUUGGUGUGUGUUUGUGUGUAGCUGGAUGUUGCUGGAAAUAAAAACUUGGUUUGUCAAAGCUUCUUGUUGUGGGAAGUGGGGCAAAUGAGGUUCCUGGGCUCCUUUGUACAAACAAGAAGCUGCCUGAGGCCCCAUUUCCGUGCAACCUGGGUUGGUCCUGGCUCCCUGUCCCACCCCUUCCUGGUUCCUGUCUCAAGGUGGAGCGCCGGAGCAUUGGACCCUCAUUCUAUAGAGCCCUCUCGUGGCAGGAGGAGAGCCUUCUGGAGGAGUGCCAACCCCCUCCCCCCCACCGAAGCUGAGGCUGUGCUCUGGGGUUCUGCUUGGUCUGAUCCACCAAGUGAGAGGAGAAAGUGCCCACCCUCCCACCUCUGCCAAAACAGAUGCAUUAAUAGGACUUCUCUGAGGUUGUGGGCAAAGUGCUCUGGAGCCUGAGGCAGGAGGGUUCCUCAAACCCUUUAGAGAACUCCUUCAGUAGUAGUUGAAAGUAGUAAUUACUACUUUAUUUAAGUGGGGUAGGGGUAGAGGGGCGUGCUGUCUAAGGAAAAGACAGUUUGAGACCAGGCUGUGAAGCCGUCUGCAUGGGAGUGAGCAGCAGUAAGCAAGGUGGGCCUGCCUUUCAUUGCUUUCCCCUGUCUCUCUGGACCCUUUUUUGCCCCUAGGUUUCUGUUUCCCCAUCUACCACAGUCCCCCAGUGUAUUUAUUAACUAGUAAGAGGGCAAAUAAGGGGUUUUCUAGGGCUGAUUUUGCUUAUUUCUUUCUGUGGAGGAUGCUGAGCCCCACUUUGCCAUGUUUUAUUCCCUUAUCUGGAAAUCCCUAACAGAAUUGUUUUAUCAAGAAUCCAAAAGGAAAAACAAAGCCAACCAAACCAUCAGUUAAGGGUCAUGCACCAAUAAAAAAACAAAUAUUCCAGAUGGAAAUAAUGAAACAAUAAAAGUAGAGAUUAUGAAACGGUUCAGUAAGAAUGAGAUUUUAAAAAAAGUAUGUUUCAGCUUUGUAUCCUACUUGGGAGAUGGGGUGGGAGGGACGUAGAGAAAACACCACAAGGAAGCAGAGGUGAUUCAUUGUUCAAGUCUGAGGUGAAUGGUUCCUCACUCUCUCAGUCACAUGUGAGUAGGAGGCAUUUAUUACCAGCCUUGGAAUUUACCACAGCCCCUUUGAGUUGGAAAACACCUUGUCUGUUUUCAUUUUGAAAUGUCAAAACUCAUUUUUGUAAUAAACGUUUAUUUUUCACAU
Zalophus californianus (California sea lion) is the source of this 3062-nucleotide messenger RNA. RefSeq names its product F11 receptor (gene F11R). Gene Ontology annotation, biological process: intestinal absorption; establishment of endothelial intestinal barrier; regulation of membrane permeability. The coding region runs from base 23 to 919 and encodes 298 amino acids. Gene Ontology annotation, cellular component: bicellular tight junction. NCBI's taxonomy places the organism in Eukaryota, Metazoa, Chordata, Mammalia, Carnivora, Otariidae. The transcript has 10 exons. The record is from RefSeq and is a predicted model, not a curated record.